Molecule: messenger RNA, 1056 nt
Organism: Trichoderma citrinoviride
Lineage: Eukaryota; Fungi; Ascomycota; Sordariomycetes; Hypocreales; Hypocreaceae
Exons: 3
Coding region: 1-1056 (351 amino acids)
Source: RefSeq, a predicted model, not a curated record
AUGGCCUCCACGUGCGAGGCGCUUAAGACGCCCUCGUAUAUGGAGCUGAUUGUCUCCAUCAUCAUCCUCGUCGGUCUUUUAAUCUCGUACCUGCCACAACACUACCGCAUCAUCUCUCGCGGAACCUCCGAAGGCAUCUCCCCUUACUUCGUUCUGCUCGGCACCACUUCUGCAACUGCUGGCUUCGCCAAUAUCCUGACCGUUGCGCCCUCUCGCAAGGCCAUUGGCUGCUGCAGGGAGCUGGAGACAUUUGAGUGUGCCGCCGGUCUGCUUGGUGUUGCCCAGCUCGGAACUCAAUGGCUGUGUUUUACUGCCAUUCUCAUUUUGUUCCUCAUCUUCUUCCGCUAUCGCGAGGCCAACGUGCCCCCGGAGGAGCUGGGCGGAGAGAGCCCUAGAUGGCAGACGGCCGUCGCCGUGGGCGGGCUCUGCAUGCUCCAUGCCUUGAUUGUGAUUGCCUUGACCGGUGUUUUCGCCAUCGCCAAGCCUGACCUUCUCAACUUCUGGGCCAACUUCCUCGGCGUCAUGGCCGCCGUCCUGGCCGCCAUUCAGUACAUUCCUCAGAUUUGGAUGACGUACCACCUCAAGCACGUCGGUAGUCUGAGCAUUCCCAUGAUGUGCAUUCAGACGCCGGGCGGCCUUCUCUUUGCCGCCAGUCUCUUCAUGAGACUAGGCAUGGAGGGCUGGAGCACAUGGGCCAUCUACCUCUUGACAGCUGCCAUGCAAGGCGCUGUUCUGGCCAUGGGCAUCUAUUACGAAGUCACAAGACACAGCGACGACUACGCGCACAGCUACACUGACAGUGCGCCCCAGUCGCCCAUCGACCAUCACUCCACGCCACAGCGCCCCUACGCCCCUCGGACCUACUCCGAGGGCUGGGAGCGCGGCCUACCGGGUCCCUUCACUGGCCAUCCCGAGCGAUACGCCGAGACGGAGGAAGACCUGGACGACAUGGAGGAGCGCGAAGAGCGGGCCAUUGCCAGAGAAAACCAGCCACUUCUCAGGCCAGGGGGUAUUGGCAACCCGCACAGGAGUUACCACUCGACCUCACGUCAUUAG